This is a messenger RNA of Clunio marinus, 1329 nucleotides long. NCBI's taxonomy places the organism in Eukaryota, Metazoa, Arthropoda, Insecta, Diptera, Chironomidae. The record is from the annotation of a GenBank genome assembly.
AAUUACACUCUCUACCUGAAACUCGUCUCCCCAAAGUCUAGUUUCAGGUGGAGAGUGUAUAUAUAUCACGCUCGGACACCUCGGACAAAUUUUUUGAGCACUUUGUAUGAAAACUUCCGAUCCGCGGAAAAAACGCUGCAAGUGUAUUCAGUAAAAUAUUCAGGGUUGAGUCAAAACACGGUCACAAACCCUGCGAAUUAACUUGGCGGCCCGGAAUUGACAUGUAUUGAACCAAAAUUUCAAAACUUCAUUAAAUAAAAACAAAGAAUUAGAUCGUGAAGAUCUUAUAAAUAUAUAUUUACUGUAUAAAUAAUCAAAAUAAACAACAAAGUUAACAAAAUUCAAUAUUUACAUUAACCACCUUCACCUCCUUUUUUAAAAGUCACUGACGUGUCUGUUGUGAAAUUUUUUUCUUCAUUCGACGUCUUCGAAGUCAACUUGAUUGAAAUUGUAAGGAAAUUAAAACCAAAGCACAAAAAAUAUGUCGGAAUUCUCGACUUGGUACAAAUCAGUACCUCAAUUUACUCGUUAUUGGUUAACCGCAACAGUUGGAAUAUCAGUUCUGGGAAAACUCGGAAUUUUACCAGUUCAAUAUCUGUAUCUUGACAGUACCUUCGUUUUUAAGAAGUUCCAGUUAUGGAGACUCUUAACAUCUGUUUUCUUUUAUCCAACUGGAUUCCAUUUUCUCAUGAAUUGUUUCUUCUUGUACAAUUACUCAUCGCGACUGGAGAAAGAUCAUUAUUUGGGCAGUCCCGGUGAUUAUUUAUAUUUACUCACCUUCAACUGGCUAUGUUGUGCUACUGUUGGAAUCUUUUCAUCAUUACCGUUCCUAAUGGAUCCAAUGGUUUUAUCAGUUCUUUAUGUCUGGUGUCAACUCAAUAAGGAAGUGAUCGUUAGUUUUUGGUUUGGAACGAGGUUUAAGGCAAUGUACUUGCCAUGGGUUCUUCUUGGAUUCAACAUGCUUAUGUCUAAUGGAAGCAUUUUUGCUGUUGUUGGAAUCCUUGUCGGUCAUCUUUACUUUUUCCUAAAGUUCACAUAUCCACAAGAACUUGGAGGCGCUAAUUUCCUAGAAACACCACAAUUUAUUAAAAAUUAUUAUCCAGAUACAAGGCCAUCGGGUGUAUUUGGAUUAGCACCUGAAGGUGGUCGUGCUGAUCCACAAGCGAAUCAACGAAGAGUUUUUGGUGGCAUGGGACAAAGAUUAGGAAAUUAAUAUUCGUUUCAAAAUCAUCUUAUGAUCUUCUUGAGAUUCAUUUUUCAUUCUAAUUAAUGUUGAUUUAUUUUCAUGGCAAAUAAAAACUAAAGUGAAACUAAUGGAGCAAAAAAAAA